AAUACCUGUGAGUUCCGUCGGGCUGCAACUACACGACAUCGCUUUUGUCCCGUCGCUCGUCUCCUUCUUCCUCUUCUUCCACUUUCCUUCCUCUCCUUCCCCUCCUCGAUCGGUUCCUUCUGCAGAUCGAAUUCACGUCGGAUUCCUUCUGGUUCCUUCCGUUAUUCAUCGGAAAAGCUUGCUCCGAUCUGAUCAUCGCGAGCGAGGCUCACGAGGCACGGACAGGGGCAGAGAGAGAGAGAGAGGGGGGAGAUAGAGAGAGAUGUCGUACGCCUACCUGUUCAAGUACAUCAUCAUCGGCGAUACAGGAGUUGGAAAAUCAUGUCUUCUGCUGCAGUUUACGGACAAGCGGUUCCAGCCGGUGCAUGACUUGACAAUUGGUGUCGAGUUUGGUGCCAGGAUGAUCACCAUUGACAGCAAACCGAUCAAGCUGCAGAUAUGGGAUACGGCUGGUCAAGAGUCCUUUAGAUCUAUCACGAGGUCAUAUUACAGGGGGGCUGCUGGUGCAUUGCUAGUCUAUGACAUCACAAGGAGAGAAACUUUCAAUCAUCUAGCUAGUUGGCUGGAGGAUGCAAGGCAGCAUGCGAACGCAAACAUGACAAUAAUGCUUAUUGGCAACAAGUGUGAUCUCGCUCACAGAAGGGCUGUAAGCACCGAAGAAGGGGAACAGUUCGCAAAAGAGCAUGGGUUGAUAUUUAUGGAGGCUUCUGCAAAAACUGCUCAGAAUGUGGAAGAGGCAUUUAUCAAGACGGCUGCAACCAUAUACAAGAAAAUUCAGGAUGGCGUGUUUGAUGUUUCCAACGAGUCUUAUGGAAUCAAGGUGGGGUAUGGUGGAAUUCCCGGACCAUCAGGAGGCAGGGAUGGUGCUACUUCCCAGUCAGGAGGCUGUUGCAGUUAAGAUUUGGAGGAUUCGACCUAUACUGAUUCUCUAGACCUCUUUUCGCUUAUGCAUGUUGUUUUUCAAUUUGUGUCCAAAAAUAUCGUGACCUUUAUCUAGCAUAAGUAAAUCAAUUUCCAAUUGUGUUUAUAUUUUCAAGGUUGCUUUUGGGUGCAUUUCUAUCACGUUGUAAAUUCAACAUAUUCUUGUUUGUAACUGGUGCUGGACCUAUUACAAGUUGUCAAUAUCCAAAAACUGCUUAAUUCUUUCAAUUA
Punica granatum (pomegranate) is the source of this 1152-nucleotide messenger RNA. Lineage: Eukaryota; Viridiplantae; Streptophyta; Magnoliopsida; Myrtales; Lythraceae. The record is from RefSeq and is a predicted model, not a curated record.